AUGACCGGCCCUUUUCAUACUUACGGCUCGACCUGCCUGCUGGCCGACGAAGAAUCGGACCUGUCGAGCUGGUAUUCUCACGAUACCCCGCCCGACAUUCGCUCUCAAUUCUUCUACAUCUCAUCCGUGCCAAUUGACGACCCCUUGGCCCCUCUGCCCCCGGCGAGUGGGCAGGGGUCGGAAAAUGAAAGAGCUCCACCGAAGCCGUUUACCGCAAUAGACAACCUCGCGCUGGAAACUUCGUGGCAGAAACUAGGCAAGGCUCGCCAGGCAACGGGUGCGAGUGAAUCUGAAGCUCGAGCAGAUCCGUCAACGUCGCACCUCGGCAUUGCUGUCCCCGGCCGAGCAUCUGAGUUGGGCAUCGGACACAACCGCAAGACAGCAAGUAGAAGAGAUGGGGAAGGUCUGAUCAGCAGUCGAAGCACUCUCAGCAACUCGCCAUCAUUUCCUGAUGAGACUCCUGGACGGCAUCUCAAAAGCCGAUCGGGCUUACCCAUCGGCUCUGAACCCCGGAUCGGGAGUUCCACACGAAGGCGUGUGACUCCAUUCACGAGUGAUGAUCUUGCCGAAUACCCCCAUAGGAGUGAUUUAAAUGAUCGAAGGAAGCGAGAACGCUCUUCUUCGUUGAAAGAAGUGCAAUCGAGCAAGAGAAGAAGUGACUCGACUCUAGGAGACAAUGACGGGGCGGAAGAUGGCCAAGAUGAGACUGGGAGUCUCCGUGCCAAUCGAUCCCGUGAUGUGAGUAUCAGUGGGUCGCCCUUCAUCAGAGCGCCGAUUUCCCAAUCCCACAGUCAAUUUGGGAGUUCGGUCGAAUCUUUGCCAUCGAAGGACGGACCCCAAGAAUGGCAGAGCGAGGUUCGAAGCAGCGCGCCAAACCAUGGGGCUCCUAAGCCUUCGGGCCUUAGAGCCACCGUCAGCCUAGACGAGAUGACCCAAGACACUUCCGAGGAGAAUCGAGAUAGAAGAAAUUCAAAGAAGCAGGAGAGCGAUGUCAAAGCAAAGAUUCCCGUCGGAGCCUCACGGCUUCACCUCGUCGAGCUUCCAAAUUUGAAAAUGAAACCCAUAUACUGGAGCCCGCUUCAUGAUGUAUCAGCUGUCGUCCGAGCGACAUGGUUCUACAAAAAUUCGAUGUACCCUGUGGAAACUGCAUUGGCGAACAAACUGGAGGAGGGUUACACCUACCUGAAACCAUGGACCGAGACAUGGCAGGAUGAGUUGAAUAGCUGCGUGGAAAAUGGAGCCGAUGCAGAGCUCAAGAUCGUGCACCGCCUCUGGACGAAGGAAGAAACAGGAUCAGCCAACCCGCCCGGGACAGCUCAAGAGCAAGGAAUGGACACCACCGACUCGACAGAAGAUGAUGCGCCAAAUGGACCUUCGCCUGAUCUCAACAAGGCCGCUGGUGGGAACACAGCCUUCCCCGAAACGAUCAAACCCUAUCUCUCUUCGAGUGCUCUCUAUGUGGAUGCCAGAAAUGCUCAAAUUCUCCGACCAAGCUUGUUACCAUCGGCCUCCCGUGGCAGACGACCACUUGGUCCGAUUCGCAAGGGACGACAGAUUGGCAUACCUGUGGUGCGCGGCUUUAGUCGAAGACUAUGGGACAAGUUAAACCCUGCCAAGGCCAAUGCCGUUGAUGUACGACAAUACAUCCGAAGAAAUCAAGCUCAAGAGCCAGCUCCAGCUCCAGGCGAGCAAGUUUGCUAUGCUUGCAAAAUGGAGGGACUGCGGCCAAACCCUACAGACCUGGUACUUGUUAUCCAUGGUAUCGGGCAAAAGUUAUCUGAGCGGAUGGAGAGCUUCCACUUUACCCACGCCAUGAAUGCUUUCCGUCGCCAAGUAAAUAUGGAAUUAAAUAACGAGCCUGUCUGGCCUCAUGUGGACCAAGACAAUGGCGGCAUUAUGGUUCUUCCUGUGAACUGGCGAACAACUUUGUCUUUGGAAGAUCCGACUCUAGAAUCAACGGACACCGACGAUCCCACUGCCAACAACUUUUCGCUUGACGACAUAACGCCUCAGACUCUCCCUGCUGUGCGUUCUUUGAUCAGUGAUGUAAUGCUCGACAUUCCGUAUUACCUGUCUCAUCACAAGCCGAAAAUGAUCAGGGCUGUUGUCAGAGAAGCCAACCGUAUCUACCGACUCUGGUGCAAAAACAACCCUGGCUUUCAAGAAAACGGCCGAGUACAUCUCCUCGCUCACUCCCUCGGAAGCGUCAUGGCGCUUGAUAUUCUAAGCCAUCAGCCGACACAUGUCCCUCACUUUGACUUUCACAGCACACCCUUGCAUAGCGAUAUUUUCGAGUUUGAUACACGGAUUCUGUUUUUGUGUGGGAGUCCCGCGGGUUUCUUUCUUCUCUUGAAUAAAGCGAGUCUACUUCCACGAAAGGGUAGAAAUAAACCAGGCAGCGAGGGCGAAGAUCUAGUACGAGGUGUAGCCGGGGAAACUGGCAGCUACGGCUGUCUUGCUGUCGACAACCUCUACAACAUAAUGCAUACUACCGAUCCAAUCACAUACCGCGUCAACGCUGCAGUCGAUUCCGAGCUUUCCAAUUCACUCAAAACGGCCUCAAUCCCCAGCGCUACAUCUUCAUUCUGGACGUCAUUUGGCAGCGUCUUCAAAUGGGGCUCGACACCUGGCUUCAUGCUUUCUACAGCCCCAGUUCGCCCCGCGGCAGUCACAAAGCUACCCUCAAACGUCGAAAUGGAGACCCACGACUUUACGCGCGAGGAAAUUGCCGAAAAGCGCAUGCUUCUGCUGAACGAUAAUGGCCAGAUCGACUAUUAUCUUUCUGGUGGAGGUGGCCCGUUGAAUAUCCAGUACCUCAAUAUGCUCAGUGCACAUAGUAGCUAUUGGACAUUGACUGAUUUCGUGAGAUUCUUCGUUGUGGAGAUUGCCCGCAAGCAAGGGAGGGAUGGGACAUUGCAUGUUUUGAGGGCUGAGAAGAAAAAGGGUUGGAAGUAUCCCCGGAGUUGA
Messenger RNA from Penicillium cosmopolitanum, 2967 nucleotides. RefSeq names its product DDHD family phospholipase. The transcript has 4 exons. Lineage: Eukaryota; Fungi; Ascomycota; Eurotiomycetes; Eurotiales; Aspergillaceae. Gene Ontology annotation, cellular component: cytoplasm. The coding region runs from base 1 to 2967 and encodes 988 amino acids. The record is from RefSeq and is a predicted model, not a curated record. Gene Ontology annotation, molecular function: metal ion binding; glycerophospholipase activity.